Molecule: messenger RNA, 1698 nt
Organism: Arvicanthis niloticus (Nile rat)
Lineage: Eukaryota; Metazoa; Chordata; Mammalia; Rodentia; Muridae
Source: RefSeq, a predicted model, not a curated record
CCCUCCGUUCUACUCCUAGGGUUCGAUCGCCUUUGGCUCUUUCACCAUGCCAGGGUCAUUUCCUUUGAAUGCAGAAGCUUGCUGGCCGAAAGAUGUGGGAAUCGUUGCCCUUGAAAUCUACUUUCCUUCUCAGUAUGUUGAUCAAGCUGAGUUGGAAAAAUACGAUGGUGUAGAUGCUGGAAAGUAUACCAUCAGCCUGGGCCAGGCCAGGAUGGGCUUCUGCAUGGAUCGCGAAGACAUCAACUCUCUUUGCCUGACUGUGGUUCAGAAACUGAUGAAGAGAAAUAACCUUUCCUAUGAUUGCAUGGGGCGGCUAGAAGUCAGAACAGAGACGAUCAUCGACAAAUCUAAAUCAGUGAAGUCUAAUUUGAUGCAGCUGUUUGAGGAGUCUGGGAAUACAGAUAAAGAAGGAAUAGAUACAACCAAUGCAUGCUAUGGGGGCACAGCUGCAGUCUUCAAUGCUGUGAACUGGAUCGAAUUCAGCUCUUGGGAUGGACGCUAUGCUCUGGUGUUUGCUGGAGACAUUGCUAUAUAUGUCACAGGAAAUGCCAGGCCUACAGGCAGCAUUGGGGCUGUGGCCCUGAUAAUUGGGCCAAAUGCUCCUUUAAUUUUUGACCGAGGGAUUUGUGGGACACAUAUGCAGCAUGCUUAUGACUUUUACAAGCCUGAUAUGCUGUCUGAAUACCCUGUGGUAGAUGGGAAACUCUCCAUACAGUGCUACCUCAGCGCCCUGGACCGCUGCUAUUCUGUCUACUGAAAAAAGAUCUGUGCCCAGUGGCAGAAAGAGGGAAAGGAUAAAGAUUUUACCCUGAAUGAUUUUGGUUUCAUGAUCUUUCACUCACCAUACUGUAAACUGGUACAGAAAUCUCUAGCCUGGAUGUUCCUGAAUGACUUUCUUAAUGAUCAAAACAGAGAUAAAAACAGUAUUUACAGAGGGCUGGAAGCCUUUGGGGAUGUUAAAUUAGAAGAUACUUACUUUGACAGAGAUGUGGAAAAGGCAUUUAUGAAGGCUAGUCCUGAGCUAUUCAACCAGAAAACAAAGGCAUCUUUGCUUGUAUCUAAUCAAAAUGUUAAUAUGUACACAUCCUCUGUAUAUGGUUACCUUACUUCUGUUCUGGCACCACAGUACUCACCUCAGCAGUUGGCAGGGAAGAGGAUUGGAGUGUUCUCUUAUAGUUCUGGCUUGGCUGCCACUCUGUACUCCCUUAAAGUCACACAAGACGCCACACCAGGAUCUGCCCUUGAUAAAAUAACAAGAAGUUUAUGUGACCUUAAAUCAAGGCUUGACGCAAGAACUUGUGUGGCACCAGAUGUCUUUGCUGAAAACAUGAAACUCAGAGAGGACACACAUCACUUAGCCAACUAUCUUCCCCAGUGUUCAAUAGAUUCACUCUUUGAAGGAACGUGGUAUCUAGUCAGAGUGGAUGAAAAGCACAGAAGAACCUAUGCCCGCCGACCCUCCACAAAUGACCACAGUUUGGAUGAAGGAGUGGGACUUGUGCAUUCAAACACAGCUACAGAGCAUAUUCCAAGCCCUGCUAAGAAAGUGCCAAGGCUCCCUGCAACCUCAGCCGAACCUGAAUCAGCUGUCAUCAGCAACGGGAAGCACUGAGAGCUCUGUGGCCUCCCGAGGCUGGGGCUGGGAUGGGGAGUGGAAACGGUCAGAGGAAUGGAUGUCUUGGCACAAUUUUACAGAUU